Musa acuminata subsp. malaccensis (wild Malaysian banana) is the source of this 1053-nucleotide messenger RNA. NCBI's taxonomy places the organism in Eukaryota, Viridiplantae, Streptophyta, Magnoliopsida, Zingiberales, Musaceae. The record is from RefSeq and is a predicted model, not a curated record.
AUGACCCAUCCGGUAGAUCGCUCCGCAGCGGAGGUGGCCUUUUUUGGCUCCUCAAGCGCCGUUGGCGGUGGUUGGGCGGACGCGGCCAGCCGACUGUUCAUGGAGGAUGACGAAAUGGCUUCGUGGCUGAACUGCCAGAUCGGGAACGCGGAGAGCGGAGGCGGCGACCUCGAAGCGAUGAUGGCGAAUCAGGAGAUGACGGUGGUGACGCCGGGCGAGACUCCUGUGGCGGGGUCGACGGCGAUGGGGUCGAGCGAGACUCCGGAAACCGUCGUGAUCGUGGAAGACGACCAGCCACGGGGGUCCGCGUCGUCGUCGGGGACGGCGGAGCGCAAGCGGAAGAAGGUGAGUGCGGCGCGGGAGGAAGAGACGGACCGCCAGGUUGAGCAGAGGCGUCGGGAUAGGAUCAAUGCGAAGAUGAAGGCUUUGCAGGAACUCAUACCCAGAUGCAACAAGUCAGACAAAGCUUCGACGUUAGAUGAGGCCAUUGAAUAUAUGAAAUCUCUUCAACUCCAAGUCCAGAUGAUGUCCAUGGGCUGCAACCCUGGCGCUGUGAUGUUUCCGGGCGUUCAAACAUACAUGCCCCCCAUGGGAAUGGGCAUGCACAUGGGACUGGGCAUGGGGAUGGGCAUGGGGAUGGGUCUGGGGAUGAGAAUGGGAACUGACAUGGCUGGUGGCAAUAUACCCCGUCCAAUACUGCCAUUUGGACCCAUCCCUUGCCCGCCAGUUACUGCACAUCCACCAGUUCAGUUCGGCCCAAGACCAACAUGCACAACACCAUUAAUGCCAUCGUUCCAUCCAUCGCCUGCUAUGCCAAUUGCUGAUCAAGCCAGAUUCGAAGCUAUCAAUCAGCAAAAUCAUCUGUCCGAUACACUUAACAUACGAAGCCCAAAUAUGGGUCAAAUGCCACAUGUUGCUGAUCCUUUUCAUCAUUUUCUUAACCUUCAAUGCCCUCUAGUGCAAUCCCAGAGUCAAGUGCCGGAUGAAGCUGGAACCAGCAACAGGAAUGGGAACGUCGAUGGCAACAAUGGGUAUGCUGUACCUUCUGAAUGA